Molecule: messenger RNA, 1344 nt
Organism: Lodderomyces margitis
Lineage: Eukaryota; Fungi; Ascomycota; Pichiomycetes; Serinales; Debaryomycetaceae
Product: proteinase B
Exons: 1
Coding region: 1-1344 (447 amino acids)
Biological process (GO): proteolysis
Molecular function (GO): serine-type endopeptidase activity
Source: RefSeq, a predicted model, not a curated record
AUGAAAACAAGCUUAUUAACCAUUAUUGCUUUGGCACUCACUACCAACGCUCUCUUUCUUCCAAACUAUAAUGACAUAAUCGAUGUCUUUAAAAUUGAUGCUGUUGAAAAGGCCCACCACCAGCAAGAGGCUACUAUCAAACCGGUAGAUGGUACUACUCUUGCGCCAUUGGUUGUUCAUGAACAAGGUAUUGAGAACAAGUACAUCGUUGUGCUUAAGUCUGAUGUCUCGGCUGACGAGUUCAAGAUUGAAGGUCUUAUGGAUGGUAUUUUGGACCGUUUUAACAUUGACGGAUUCUUAGGAUUUACUGGUCAAUUUACCGAAGCUGCCGUCGAAUUGUUGAGAAGAAACCCUUUGGUUGCAUUUAUUGAACAGGACAGUGUUGUCCACACCAAUGAAUUUGACGUUGAAAAGGGUGCCCCAUGGGGAUUGGCUAGAGUUUCCCAUAGACAACCAUUGUCAUUAUCGUCAUUUGACCAAUAUUUGUACGACACUGAAGGUGGUGAAGGUGUUACUUCCUACGUUAUUGACACUGGUAUCAAUGUCAAACACACUGAGUUUGAUGGUAGAGCUGUUUGGGGUAAGACCAUCCCUACCGGUGAUGAUGACUUGGAUGGCAAUGGACACGGUACCCAUUGUGCUGGUACAAUUGCAUCCAAGGAUUACGGUGUUGCUAAAAAGGCUGAAGUUGUUGCUAUCAAGGUCUUGAGAUCCAAUGGAUCAGGCUCAAUGUCUGAUGUUGUUAAAGGAAUUGAAUAUGCUGCCAAGGCCCAUCAAGAUGCCGUCAAAAAUGGCAAAAAGGGUUUCAAAGGCUCAACUGCCAAUAUGUCUCUUGGUGGUGGCAGAUCUCAAGCUUUAGAUUUGGCAGUCAAUGCAGCAGUUAAAGCUGGUCUUCAUUUUGCUGUUGCUGCCGGUAAUGAAAACCAAGAUGCCUGUAACACUUCACCAGCUGCCGCUGAGGGGGCCAUCACUGUUGGUGCAUCAACAAUUUCCGACGAGAGAGCCUACUUUUCAAACUACGGUAAGUGUGUUGACAUUUUUGCUCCUGGUUUGAAUAUCUUGUCCACUUACAUUGGCUCUGACACUGCCACUGCAUACUUGUCAGGUACUUCAAUGGCCUCUCCACACGUUGCUGGUUUAUUGUCCUACUACCUUUCCUUGCAACCAGGAUCUGAUUCCGAAUUCUUUGUUGCUGCCGACGGAGUUACUCCAGCUCAAUUGAAGAAGAAUUUGAUUUCAUUUGGUACUGAUGGUAUUUUGGCUGAUGUUCCUGAAGAUACCCCAAAUAUUUUGGCCUUCAACGGUGCUGGCCAUAAUUUGACCGAGUUCUGGCACCACAAGUAA